Cercocebus atys (sooty mangabey) is the source of this 3598-nucleotide messenger RNA. It is a transcript of the gene GPR146, whose product is annotated as G protein-coupled receptor 146. Lineage: Eukaryota; Metazoa; Chordata; Mammalia; Primates; Cercopithecidae. Gene Ontology annotation, biological process: G protein-coupled receptor signaling pathway. Gene Ontology annotation, molecular function: G protein-coupled receptor activity. Bases 1875 to 2876 code for a protein of 333 amino acids. The transcript has 3 exons. The record is from RefSeq and is a predicted model, not a curated record. Gene Ontology annotation, cellular component: membrane.
UGUACUCCAGCCUGGGCAACAGAGCAAGACUCUGUCUCAAAAACAAACAAACAAACAAAAAAACCAUACACCUCAUGCUCACUCCUCUGGGAGCCACAGCUAACAGCCCGCAGGCAGGAUACUCUCAAACCAGCUCCUGGAGGGCACUCCCAGGGACCCCUGUUCCUACCAUGAGCCCCGCCAAAGAGGAGGUGGGCCAUGGAGGCUUGUCCACCCAGGUGUGGCCGAGAAGAGGGUUUCCUCACACUCUGCUGACCUGCUUUCCUUCCAUGCCUCUCAGCCCAGCUCCUGACACAGGUGGAAACCUGACCUCCUUGGCUUUAGAAUGUCCCCCAGAGCCCACAGAGCAACCCGCCCCCAGCCACCUUCCCUCCCAAGAUCUCCAGGUAAUGCCUGGUAAAAGGAGGACUCCGGGGAGGAUGUUGGGAAAACAUGCAAAGCGCAUCACCUUCCAACCGAUGGAGAGUGAAGGAAAACAGGUACCAUUUGGCUUGUAACCUUCACUGGAAAUAGAAACCAUCCUCAUCAUUGAUACCUGGUGAACUGCACAGAGAACAACCUGCAGCUUUGGAAGCUUAUAAAUCCUUCAGUAUUUGUCAGCUACCAGUAAACAAAAAUGCACACGGGAGAACUUUCCACCCGAACCCCACCUGGAGGCCAGCGUUCCCAGGUCCCGGCUGGUGUGACAGCACGCACUCGAGGGCCAGCUCAGACACGGCGAGUGGGACGCACGUGAGCACAGGGAGGAAAUGCCAGCAGAUCCUGCUUCACGUGACCACCUCCCAAGAAUCAAGCCAUUCUUAGCCUCACAGACGCUGGCCGCCUCCCUCUGGCUCGGCCUCACGGCAGGGCAGGCAUUAGCAGUCCAGGCAGCUUCUCUCUGACUCCCCGCAAGGAGGGGUGCGGUGGGCAACAGGCUGGCCCCGCACAGUUCCACCUGCAGGAGAGCCCAGCAGAGCAGCCCUUGCAGGAGGCUGUGUGUGUGGGGCCGGCUCAGCUUUUCUCUGGCCAUGCCCGUGUCCCUUCUGUGCACGGAGACACCAGAUGCACGUGCUCCCCUCUCUGCUUCCGACCCAAGCCUGCCCUCGGCCUCUGCUGUGCCUCCAAGGGCUCCUGUGUCCUGUGGGCUGAGUGAGCACGGCCAGGCCUUCGCUCGACAGUAGACCCUUCUAUUGAUUUCUUCACAGAAAAAAGGGCUCAUAACCAACAUUUAAAGCACACUGAACACCAGGAGCGGCUGCAUGGACCUGGACACGUGUCUGCCUGACCUGCCCCUGGGCUCUUGGUAGGACGCCCUGCAGCAAUGCAGACAGGGGCCUGCAGGGAGAGGCCACAUCCCCAGGAGCCAGGCUAUCAGAAAGGUGGGGCAAGAGGCCAGCUAUGCUCGCUUUGCAGUGCGGUCCCGUCCAAGCACGGCCCCUCAUUUCUGGAACCCGGCUGUAAACAGCAGGAGGGAGGGGCGGCGGCGCCUGCCAAGGGAGGCAGAGGCCCUGCGGGGAACUUACCAGAGGAAAACAAGUGCUUGCAUCCUGGGGCCCUCACACGCACGCGCAGGAGGCCAGGCGUGCUGCUGAUAAGAGCCUGCGGGUUUGCAGAGAAGCGCAGCAGCGCAGGUCCUCACCGGAGUUCUGGUGGCCACCUCUGUCCCACCAUGCUGCUCACCGACAGUGUCCGGGGCCCACAGCACCAAGAGGCUUGGGCCACAAAGUAAAGGUGUAUCCUGUCUGGAGCUUGUGCUGGCCCGGCGAGUGGAGCCCAGAGCCCACCCCCAACUACCAACAUCCCCCAGAUUGCCGCCUGCCCGGCCCAGGAGGUUCUAGUCAAGAUGUAUUAGCGAGGGGCUGGACAAGGGUCGCGGAGCCUCGCCGGCUGCCAUGUGGGGCUGCGGCUGGUUCAACGGCACAGGGCUGGUGGAGGAGCUGCCUGCCUGCCAGGACCUGCAGCUGGGGCUGUCACUGCUGUCGCUGCUGGGCCUGGUGGUAGGCGUGCCAGUGGGCCUGUGCUACAACGCCCUGCUGGUGCUGGCCAACCUACACAGCAAGGCCAGCAUGACCAUGCCAGAUGUGUACUUUGUCAACAUGGCAGUGGCGGGCCUGGUGCUCAGCACCCUGGCCCCUGUGCACCUACUCGGCCCCCCGAGCUCCCAGUGGGCACUGUGGAGCGCAGGCGGUGAGGUCCACGUGGCACUGCAGAUCCCCUUCAAUGUGUCCUCACUGGUGGCCAUGUACUCCACUGCCCUGCUGAGCCUCGACCAUUACAUAGAGCGUGCACUGCCGCGGACCUACAUGGCCAGCGUGUACAACACGAGGCACGUGUGCGGCUUUGUGUGGGGCGGUGCGCUGCUGACCAGCUUUUCCUCGCUGCUCUUCUACAUUUGCAGCCAUGUGUCCACCCGCGCGCUGGAGUGCGCCAAGAUGCAGAACGCAGAAGCUGCCGACGCCACGCUGGUGUUCAUCGGUUAUGUGGUGCCUGCACUGGCUGCCCUCUAUGCGCUGGUGCUACUCUCCCGCGUCCGCAGGGAGGACACACCCCUGGACCGGGACACAGGCCGGCUGGAGCCCUCGGCACACAGGCUGCUGGUGGCCACCGUGUGCACGCAGUUUGGGCUCUGGACGCCACACUAUCUGGUCCUGCUGGGGCACACAGUGCUCAUCUCACGAGGGCAGCCCGUGGACGCGCACUACCUGGGGCUGCUGCACUUUGCGAAGGAUUUGUCUAAACUCCUAGCUUUCUCCAGCAGCUUCGUGACACCGCUUCUCUACCGCUACAUGAACCAGAGCUUCCCUGGCAAGCUCCGGCGGCUGAUGAAGAAGCUGCCCUGUGGGGACCGGCACUGCUCGCCAGACCACAUAGGGGUGCAGCAGGUGCUGGCGUAGGCGGCCCAGCCCUCCCAGAGAGACGUGACUCUGGUGGACGCAGAGCAGUUAGUUACUCUGGAUGCCUCUGCGUCCUUCCAGAAGGAAGAGAAGUUGGAGCGGUGUUUUUCUUGAAGUUUUCUUUUUCCCACAAAUGCCACUCUUGGGCCAAGGCCAUGGUCCCAGUGGCUGGCGUCUGGCGUGAGCUUCCCUGAGGCCUGUGCGUCUCCUGAACACACAGCUCAAGGUCCACAUCCGCAAAAGCCUCCUUGCCUUCAGCUUUCUCAGCAUUCAGUUUGUCAAUGAAGUGAUGGACGCCUAAAGCCAGUAUAUAUACUUUGUGGUUAAAAUACUUGAUUCCCCCUCCUUUGUUUUAUAAAAACAGAUGUUUUCUAGAAAAAUGACAACUAUUAAAAUGAAGAAAACCCUAAGAAAGAAUGGCAACAGCCGAGGUGGCUGGGCCCUGGCAGUGGGAGGUGGCUGCUGGCCGGGCCUGCUGGGUGUGCCACGGUCACCAUAGGGUUCUGAGAACAUUUCACAGAAGUGCCUGAGACACGGAGACACGGCUGGUGUUAAACGGAGUCAUUUGGUAGCAGUGACACGCUCUCAGCCACCAAAUGUCCCUGACACCCUCCCCAGCCCCCAGAGAUAACAUCAGCUGAGGCUUUUUUCAGUUUGAACCUGUUCUAAAUCAACUCCUCAAAGUGUGCACAAAACUAAAGAAUAUAAAUAAACAAAAGAAA